Rubroshorea leprosula is the source of this 1095-nucleotide messenger RNA. The record is from the annotation of a GenBank genome assembly. Lineage: Eukaryota; Viridiplantae; Streptophyta; Magnoliopsida; Malvales; Dipterocarpaceae.
GAAAAUUUUACCAAAACAAUAUGGGUGUUUUCUCUUUCAUUAUCAUCUUCUUAGCAAUAAUUCUAUUAAUCUUUCUCUCUUUAACAGUCUAUAGUACCGUUAAAAUUUACACCGGCAAGUCCAUCAACGAUCGGAACUAUCCACCGGUGCACGGUUACGCUUUUGGCCAACUACUUUACUUUAACAGAAUCCAUGACUACUUCGCCGAAGGGGAGUAUAAUCAAGAAAUUGUCAGGGAUCUUCUAGGCGAAGGAAUCUUUGGUGUCGACGGUGACAAGUGGCGGCAGCAGAGGAAGCUUGCGAGCUUCGAGUUCUCCACGAGGGUUCUCAGGGAUUUCAGCUGCUCUGUUUUCAGAAGAAACGCCGCAAAACUAACUCGAGCUGUGUCAGAGCUGGUGAUUCAGUGUCGUGCUUUGAUAUGCAAGAACACCCUGAUUCAGGAGAAAGUUGCCCAAGAAAUUAGAAACGUUACUGGCUGUGGCAGGGAAGCAAAUAUUGUAACUGUUGAUGAUUUUGCUGCAACCAUAACUGCUGGAAUACAAGAGCAAAUGCAUUUUCUUCAUGCAACCGUAACAGAGACGUUGCGACUGUACCCUGCAGUCCCUAUAGAUGGGAGGAGUGUAGAGAUGGAUGACAUUCUUCCUGAUGGGUACAGACUAAAGAAAGGAGAUGGAGUGUAUUACAUGGCGUAUGCUAUGGGCAGGAUGCCAUACAUUUGGGGGGAAGAUGCUGAGGAUUUUCGACCAGAAAGAUGGCUAAAGAACGGAAUUUUUCAACCAGAAUCGCCAUUCAAGUUCAUUGCUUUUCAUGCGGGUCCAAGAAUCUGUUUGGGGAAGGAUUUUGCUUACCGGUAGAUGAAGAUUGUAGCGGCAACCCCUCUUCGGUUCUUCCUAUUCAUAUUAGCCGAAGAGACAAAGAAUGUGAAUUAUAGGACAAUGUUCACUCUUCACAUGGAUGAAGACCUUCAUCUUUGUGCAGAACCAAGGACAAGUUAAUGUGGAGAGAACAAAAUAUAUCUACAACCACAUCUACAGCGCAACGUUAUCAAGAAGCCUUUGACUCGUGUAAUUUGUGUAAUAAUGCUUUAUUUAUUAU